CUCUGUCCAGCGGGGGAUGAAGUCCUGCAAGCCCAGCAACCCGGCGGCGGGAGCGCGUGCCGCGCCCCCGUGCGUGGGCGGCGCCGAGUGCGCGGGCACGUGCGCCGGGGAGGGGCGGCUGGAGAGCGCGGCGCGCAGGCGCCUAGCGGCCAACGCGCGCGAGCGUCGCCGCAUGCAGGGGCUCAACACGGCUUUCGACCGUCUGCGCAGGGUGGUACCCCAAUGGGGCCAGGAUAAAAAACUGUCCAAGUACGAGACCCUGCAGAUGGCGCUGAGCUACAUCAUGGCUCUGACCCGCAUCCUGGCCGAGGCAGAGCGAUUCGGCUCCGAGCGGGACUGGGUCAAUCUCCACUGUGAGCACUUCGGCCGAGACCACUACCUUCCGGUCGCGGGCGCGAAGCUGCCGGGCGAGAGCGAGCCCUACGGCCAAAGGCUCUUCGGCUUCCAGCCCGAGCCCUUCCAGAUGGCCAGUUAGGACGCGCGACCCAGCCGGAAUGAGACGCCCAGUGAUCCGCGCUGUGGAGCCGUAACCUUCCCCCAAGUAGCUGGUCGGGUUACCGGUGGCUUGGGAUGCAUUCUUAGAAUAAAAUUAGCAAAUUUCCAGGUUACUUUUAUUCGCAUCCCCAGUCCUAGGGACGCAAAGACUUUAUUGCUUUUCUUUUAUUCCUCCUUAGUAUGUUGUAGAUUUCAUUAAUGGAUCUUGGAAUGCUUUGGUUGCUGAAAGUAAUGCCUCCUCCCCCUUUUCUGGACUACCUUGAGAGAAAACAAUCUUAAGAAAAAUAGGAUUAGGUUAUACUGCAGGUUUAGCCCUUACUUUCUUAAACUUUGUAAGUUUGUCCUGUUAGGGUGAAGUUACAGUAUCUAUUACUUGUGUAUACUUAAUAGAGAGCUGCCUUCCUGUCUUGUAAAUGCAGUUAUGCUUAGUGCAUUGUGUGUGCAUGCAUGAAGUAGUAGAAAGUUUUCUUCUUUUUUUUGGUAGAGUACAUGGGCGUGAGUGCUCUGUAUUUUUAAA
Lagenorhynchus albirostris (white-beaked dolphin) is the source of this 1012-nucleotide messenger RNA. RefSeq names its product atonal bHLH transcription factor 7 (gene ATOH7). The coding region runs from base 17 to 475 and encodes 152 amino acids. The record is from RefSeq and is a predicted model, not a curated record. Gene Ontology annotation, molecular function: protein dimerization activity. Gene Ontology annotation, biological process: neural retina development; regulation of DNA-templated transcription. The transcript has a single exon. Lineage: Eukaryota; Metazoa; Chordata; Mammalia; Artiodactyla; Delphinidae.